Daktulosphaira vitifoliae (grape phylloxera) is the source of this 865-nucleotide messenger RNA. Its product is annotated as zinc finger MYM-type protein 1-like. Lineage: Eukaryota; Metazoa; Arthropoda; Insecta; Hemiptera; Phylloxeridae. The record is from RefSeq and is a predicted model, not a curated record. The transcript has 2 exons. The annotation marks the transcript as partial.
AUGGAAAAAAAACUAUUGAAAUUUCAGUAUAGCUGGCUGGAAAAAUGGAAUUGGCUUGCCUAUAGUAAAGUAAAAGAUGGCGCUUAUUGUAAAUAUUGUGUGCUUUUUUCUCAAUCAAAAGGUGGUAAGGGUAGUCAGCCGCUAGGUCAACUUUGCACUGAAGCUUUUAACAAAUGGAAACAUGCUGUAGAAAGGUUUAAUAACCAUGAUAAAGCAAAUUAUCAUCAAAAUAGUAUAAUCGAUUUUCAAUCAAUUACAGCAAUCAUUGCAGGAAAAUCUGACACUGUUUAUCAUCAACUAAAUAAAGCUGAAAAAAUUCAAAAAGAAAACAAUCGAAAAAUUAUCGUUCCAGUAAUUGAAUCGGUGCUUCUAUGUGGACGACAAGGCAUUGAACUUAGAGGUCACCGUGACUCUGGAGUUCUUAAUCUUGAAGAUCCCUUAAUAAAUGAAGGUAAUUUUCGAGCAUUAUUGAGAUUUUUCCUAAAGGCAACUACAAAAUCCGGCGAUGAAAGUUUUUUAUUGGCUAGAGAAAAUUGUACUGAUGAAACAGCUGAUAUAUCGGGUAUUGAACAGUUUGCUUUAUGUGCUCGUUAUUAUGAUAGUAAAACCAAAAAUAUUCAUGAAGAUUUUUUGAAGUUUGUUCCGGUAUAUGAUGUAAGUGGAAAAAGUUUAGCGAACUAUAUAAUUACUGAGUUAAAAGAAUUAAAUAUCGAAGUAGAAAAUCUACGAGGUCAAGGUUAUGAUGGAACGGCAAGCAUGAGUGGGAAAUUUAAUGGAGUUGCAGCUUUAAUUAAGAAAGAACAACCAAAAGCUUUAUAUGUGCAUUGUAGUGCCCAUAAUCUUAAUCUAUCUGUUUCAAAUUCAU